UUGCAGCCUUGCAGUACAGCUAGCCAGAGUCAGGGAGACAGUCUUGGUAAUUUCGACUGACCCAGCUCACAAUAUCUCUGAUGCUUUUGACCAGAAGUUCAGCAAAGUUCCAACAAGAGUCGUCGGCUUUACAAACUUAUAUGCAAUGGAGAUUGAUCCGAACCUGGGAAUGGCGGACCUGCCAGAUGAGUACUUUGAAGAUGAAAGUGUAAUGGGCAUGGGAAAGGCCGUGAUGUCAGAGUUGCUUGGAGCAUUUCCGGGAAUAGAUGAAGCUAUGAGCUAUGCAGAAGUUAUGAGGUUAGUCAAGAGUAUGAAUUUCGAUGUGGUCGUGUUUGAUACGGCCCCAACAGGUCACACCCUCCGACUCCUCUCGUUUCCUGCAGUGGUGGAAAAAGGUCUAGGGAAACUAUUGAAGCUGAAGUCACAGUUCACCCCUUUCAUUUCGCAAGUUGGAUCUAUGCUUGGAAUGGCAGAUUUCAGUGCUGACCAGAUGUCUAGCAAAUUAGAGGAGACACUGCCAAUUAUUCAACAAGUGAAUGAGCAAUUUAGAAAUCCAGACCUGACUACGUUCGUGUGUGUGUGCAUCUCGGAGUUCCUCUCUCUCUACGAGACGGAGAGACUCGUGCAAGAGCUCACGCGAUGCUCCAUCGACACGCACAACAUUGUCGUUAACCAGCUGCUCUUCCCUAGACAUGGUCAGCUGGAGUGUAAGCUGUGUUUUGCUCGACACAGGAUCCAGUCAAAGUACUUAGAUCAGAUCAAGGACCUCUAUGAGGAUUUUAACAUCACCAAACUGCCACUUCUUGACCACGAGGUGCGUGGAUGUGAACGCGUGGUGGCCUUCUCUGAUCUUCUGCUUGAACCCUACGACCCCGACAAAACGAACGACAGCUAGUGGCGACCUCUACGUACCCAGCGAUUGCUGCGUCAAACCCGGAUCGCACCGUUUUGGCGACACUUCAGUUUGUUUUUUCAAUUCUGCGCGUCGCUGGUGGCGAAAGUGACUCUGGAAUGUAGUGUCGUUGGGUUUUGCAAAUGCCAUUUGCUUGUGCAGUUGGACAGUUUUAUUAAAUUUUGCAGUGCAAAUUUAAAGCGACCCUGCCAGUAGAGUGGUUAUGUUGGAAGUAUGAAAUGUUUUGUUGAAAGUCUGUGAGUCAGGAUGUUGGUAUCUUACAGUUUCUCAUUAUCGUUAAUAAUGUUGUCAUUAUAAAUCCAAGCUGUAGUGCAGUUGGUCUGUAGCUUUCAUAGCUGCUUCACAAUACAGUUUUCAUAAAAUUUGUUAUAAUUGGAUCCAUAAUUGAGAAUAUGGUAUAGAUAAUAGAUUUUUAAUAAAGAGAUAAUCAAAUGCAUGUUAUUUUACAUUCAAAUUGUGAAUGCUUCAUCUUCGUCUGCAGACAAGGUCAUCUGGUUUAUACUGCAAUGUGUGGUAUUCAAGCUUGGUGGAAUGAGAAUCAGUCACAGAGAAUUGUUGCAUCAUAUCAUGCAGCUUUCUUUUGUAGUACAGAAAUACUGUACUACUUAUAAAUACUGUAGCCAUCACUGAUGAUUAGGCUUAGUUCAUGAAAAAGGUACAAGUCUGUGUACACCUCGAUACUGCAUCAUGGUGUCUGGCUGCAUUCUCAUCAAGUUCGGCUUUUGUUUUGGUAUUUUAUUUACGAACAAAUUUUGUUUUGUAUGUUUCAAUAGUGCAGCACGAGGCUUUCCUAUGAUUAAUCCUCCUUCAACGGUUUCUAUUCACGAGUGGUACUACAUGAUGAUCAGGAGUGAAUAAAAACCCAAAAAAAGUUUUUAUUUACUUCUUAUAUGAUCAUAAAGCAAUGCAGGGUUUACCAUUCAUUGUUGAUUAACUGAUUAACAUGUGACAAAUCCAGCCCCCCACCUAUAUGGGCUGUGCUUAUCAUAAAUACUAUUGUUGAAGUACUCAGUACUUCACAGGCGAAGUUUCAUUGGAAUUGCGUGAAUCAUGACUGUGCAUGUUUUUGUGGCCUGUACCAGGUGCUUACUUGUGGGUAACUAUGGAAUUAACAGAUUCUGAAAUGUGCAUGGUGCAAGUUUGUGUGCCAGUGAGGUAAACAGUCUCAGACUUGUUAUUCUAUGAUGUAUACCACUUUGUUGCAAUCCUACAGAUGUUUUGUAGUAAAAUGGCAUUUGUACAUCACUGUACGUUCAGGUUGUGGAUGCCAGCAUUGUGUACAUGUGGGUUACUAAUUAAAAAAAAAGACUUAUUUAUAUUAUCUGA
Priapulus caudatus is the source of this 2239-nucleotide messenger RNA. RefSeq names its product ATPase ASNA1 homolog. The record is from RefSeq and is a predicted model, not a curated record. Lineage: Eukaryota; Metazoa; Priapulida; Priapulimorpha; Priapulimorphida; Priapulidae. Gene Ontology annotation, biological process: post-translational protein targeting to endoplasmic reticulum membrane. Gene Ontology annotation, molecular function: ATP hydrolysis activity; ATP binding. Gene Ontology annotation, cellular component: GET complex. The annotation marks the transcript as partial. The transcript is spliced from 7 exons.